AUGGCGUUCGGUGUGACCUCACAAUGCCCGCCGCACCUGACUGGCCCCGGGUAUGGAAGCGGGCGGGGCUUCGGGGGCGUUCUCGCUGGUCAUUGGACGGGCCGCGCUGCCGGACCAAGGAGAGGCACUCAGUGUGUGCUGGUGGCAGAACAAUUGACGCCCCGCAUCAGCCCCACUCAGCGCCCCGCGAGCCCCAGUGCCGCGUGUCGGAUGGCAUCUAACUACAGAAAAGCUGGCUUGGGUGCUGCCCAGCGGAAGAAAAGUGGAUCGAAACCAGAACUAACUGAAGAACAAAAGCAGGAGAUCAGAGAAGCUUUUGAUUUGUUUGAUACUGAUGGAUCUGGAAGCAUUCAUGUAAAAGAACUGAAGGUAGCAAUGCGUGCUCUAGGCUUUGAGCCAAAGAAAGAAGAAGUUAAAAAAAUGAUAGCAGAUAUCGACAAAGAAGGAAGUGGCACCAUUGAUUUUGAAGACUUUUUGGCCAUGAUGACCCAAAAAAUGAAUGAGAAAGAUUCAAAAGAAGAAAUCUUGAAAGCCUUCAGAUUAUUUGAUGAUGAUGGGACAGGAAAGAUUUCUUUCAAAAAUUUAAAGAGAGUUGCCAAGGAGCUAGGAGAGAAUUUAACAGAUGAAGAAUUACAGGAAAUGAUUGAUGAAGCUGAUCGAGAUGGAGAUGGAGAAGUAAAUGAGCAAGAAUUUUUGAGAAUCAUGAAGAAGACAAGCCUAUAUUAA
This is a messenger RNA of Emys orbicularis (European pond turtle), 726 nucleotides long. RefSeq lists its product as uncharacterized. Gene Ontology annotation, molecular function: calcium ion binding. Lineage: Eukaryota; Metazoa; Chordata; Testudines; Emydidae. Bases 1 to 726 code for a protein of 241 amino acids. The record is from RefSeq and is a predicted model, not a curated record. Gene Ontology annotation, biological process: centriole replication; mitotic cell cycle. The transcript is spliced from 5 exons. Gene Ontology annotation, cellular component: centriole; centrosome.